Messenger RNA from Soboliphyme baturini, 290 nucleotides. Lineage: Eukaryota; Metazoa; Nematoda; Enoplea; Dioctophymatida; Soboliphymatidae. The record is from the annotation of a GenBank genome assembly.
AUGCACGUGAAAGCUAAAAAGUCGAUCAAACAAAUGAUUGAUUCUAACAUAUGCUCCGUUUUUAAUCACUUCGCUAAAUUGUCACUUGAAGGUACAAAACAGUAUUUUUACUUUUCAAUUCAUGAGCACUUGGAAGCAUCUUGUCCUCAAUUCUACGAGGGCAUUACUUGGACCAUAUGUGGAACGCCGGAAUAUAUGGCUCCGGAAGUAAUUCAAGGCAAAGGUUACGGAAAGAACGUUGACUGGUGGUCCGUCGGAAUUCUGAUCUAUGAAAUGGUUUCAGGGUAAGC